This is a messenger RNA of Manihot esculenta (cassava), 1313 nucleotides long. Its product is annotated as glycine-rich cell wall structural protein-like. The record is from RefSeq and is a predicted model, not a curated record. Lineage: Eukaryota; Viridiplantae; Streptophyta; Magnoliopsida; Malpighiales; Euphorbiaceae. The transcript has a single exon. The coding region runs from base 103 to 1077 and encodes 324 amino acids.
UUCAUCAACUCUCUCAGGUUUAAAUAUAUUGCACCACUACGUACUCAGUUAGCUCUAGCUAGCUUAUUUUCUCUUUGUAUUGCUUUGUUCAAGCUGGCGCUAAUGGGUUAUAUUUGGGUUGUGCAUGCUCUCUUGCUGUGUCAUUUCAUUGUGCUGGGUGUGGCUGAUCGUGUUAGUGGCGAUGAUAAAGAUGAUAAACACUUGUUUUUUCAUCGCCCUUUUUUGGGUGGUGGAGGCCUAGGCCAUGGCAUUUAUAAGAAAGGGUUUAAACAUUUUGGUGGUGGCACUGGUGGAGGUGGUGGUUUUGGUGGUGGAGUAGGAGGAGGAGGGGGUCUAGGUGGAGGUGGUGGGUUAGGUGGCGGUGGAGGCCUUGGUGGUGGUGGGGGUGGAGGUCUAGGUGGCGGUGGUGGUAUUGGGGGUGGCAUAGGACACGGUGGUGGUCUAGGGGGUGGUAUUGGACAUGGUGGUGGCCUAGGAGGUGGUGGAGGACUAGGAGGAGGAGCUGGUGGAGGUAUAGGUGGUGGCAUAGGGGGCGGGGGUGGCCUAGGUGGUGGACAAGGUGGUGGCCUAGGAGGAGGAGCUGGUGGAGGUUUAGGGGGUGGACAUGGAGGGGGUUUAGGGGGUGGUGGUGGUCUAGGUGGUGGCAUGGGAGGGGGAGCUGGUGGAGGUUUAGGUGGUGGCGGGGGACUAGGAGGGGGAGCUGGUGGAGGCCUAGGGGGUGGAGGUGGAGCAGGUGGAGGUAUUGGAGGUGGAGCUGGUGGAGGUUUAGGUGGUGGCGGGGGACUAGGAGGGGGAGCUGGUGGAGGCCUAGGGGGUGGAGGUGGAGCAGGUGGAGGUAUUGGAGGUGGAGCUGGUGGAGGGGCAGGAGGUGGCGCAGGUGGUGGUGGAGGACUUGGAGGGGGUGGUGGGGCGGGAGGAGGGUUUGGAGUUGGUGGAGGUUUUGGCAAAGGAGGCGGUGUUGGUGGUGGAGUAGGGGCAGGUGGUGGAUUUGGGGGAGGAUUCGGUGCCGGUGGUGGUGGUGGGGGUGGGUUUGGUGGUGGAGGUGGUUUUGGAGCUGGAGGUGGUGGCGGCCACUAGAGUUUGCUCCCAUGAGUAAUUCAUAUGAUAACAGUAGUAGGAUAUGGUGUUGGGGCCAUUCUAUUUCUGCAAUUAUAUAUUAGCAGACAAGUGAAGGAGACAAACGCAACGAGCAAAUCGACAUAUUCGGAGUUUUUAAUUAAGUGGGGGGCAGCAUUUUGGUUUUGUUAUACUAUUAUUUUUUGUGAACCCAACUACUGUUAUGUAUUGAUUAUUAGCUUUGAUUCUGCUUUCAA